UUAAUUAUGGAUCACGUAACGUGUAACGUGAUUACUUAGUCCUGACUUAGUCGCCGUUGUACCUCCUUGAUAAAUCGUGCGUCAAUUCGCGAUUCAUGAAAUAAAAAGAAAACGUGGAACCGCAUAAGGUCCUGAAUAAAAAACUUAAGAUACGAUCGAAUAAAACUGAAAAUAUAAAUUAGUCAAAUAUGUGGGUAGAAGAAUGCGAUAGUUUCGCGGAACUUUGUCGAGGUUAUUUACCUUAUUAUUUGUUGAUAGUUUUGCCGAUAUUUAUUAUUAUUUCGCCGGCUAAUCCGGUCGCGGCUGCUCAUGAUUUUCCCGUUUAUCGCAUGCAUCAGUACGAUUUGCACGGUGUCCCGCAUGGCUGCAGAAGCACAGCUGUAUCUCUUGAGGCAAGAUCGGCUAAUGGCUGGAGCACGUCAAGACAUUGUGUCAUUGUAAAAGCCGUUGACCUAUCCCUUGAAGUUUUACAAACUGUCAAGAGUAAAGCUGGUGCUCUCGUCAUUGUUUUGCCCAAAGACAUGACAAAUAUGUCCAAGGAAGAAGAACAGCACAUUUUGACGUUAGAAGAGUCGAUGGUCUAUGGAUCGGAGACAACAAUUCCUGUGUACUUUGUCCAUUGGAGUAGUGAUUUGCAAACGAUAUUGGAUGAUUUGUCACACAGUACGGGAGAUGAGAAAGCAGGCACGGCAAUGGAGGCAAUGAUAAAUACAGUUGCUGCAAGUGGCUAUCAAGUUGCGAUAGCUUCAGGGCAGGCUAUCGCAAAAACCGAUGCAAAAGUUGCGACCCUUUACGGAAGAUUAGGUGGCCUGGGAAGCAAUGAAAAAGUCCCGACACUCGCCCUAGUCGCACAUUAUGACAGUGCUGGAAUUGCUCCGGAAUUAUCAUUUGGGGCAGAAAGCAAUGCAUCUGGAGUUGCUAUGCUUAUAGAACUUGCACGAAUCUUCUCGAGUCUCUAUUCCAACAGUCGAUCGACUCCUCGCUAUAAUUUGGUUUUUGUACUGACCGGUGCUGGAAAAUUAAAUUAUCAAGGUAGCAAAAAAUGGCUGGAAGAUCAACUUGAUGGAAAUGAAGCAUCCGUCAUCCAGGACGCUUCUUAUGUUAUCUGUUUGGAUUCAGUAUCGUCGUCCGAAAAUCUCUACGUGCACGUAUCAAAGCCGCCGAAGGAGAACUCGUCGGGUGGUCUUUUCUACAAGAAUUUGAAAUUAGCCGCAGCGUCUAUGCAUUCAGCGAAGGUCGAGGGCAUCCACAAGAAAAUCAAUCUUGCUGAUGAAACAUUGGCUUGGGAACACGAACGAUAUAGCAUACGAAGAUUGCCAGCCGCAACAUUGUCUACCCUCAAAAGUCACGACGAAAGUGGACGCAUGUCGAUUCUCGACGUUACGAAGAAUGGCCAAAUCGAUAGAUUGUACAAAAACACGCAAAUCGUUGCCGAAGCUUUGGCUCAGCACAUGUACAAUUUGAGUUCGAGUCACGUUUUUGGAAAUGCCGAGGCCAUUUCGAAAGAUUCCUUAACAAUGUGGUUGAAUUAUUUAACGUCACAGCCGCGAGCUGCAUCCUUAUUAGCCGAAAAACAAGAUCCCUUGAUAAAUUCCCUCCAGGAAGCGAUGUCUCGUUAUCUUGGCGAUGUUAAAGUCAGUCUCCACAGUCCCGACAAACGAGACCCAGAAUUCGUUUUUUAUGACGUCACCAAAGCCACUAUGAAUGUCUACAGCGUAAAGCCGGCCGUUUUCGACCUUUUCCUCACACUGGCCAUAAUUGUGUACUUAGGAGUCGUUUAUCUCGCGGUCCACGAAUUUCCUCGAGUUUACUCGCUAGCCACAAAACUCUCCACAAAAAGCAAGUCGGCCUGAAUCCGCUCACCUCGACUAAAAGGUCUCGCAUCGCAAUAAAAAAAAAAAAACGAACAAAUCCUCCAGGGUACCAUAAAAAAUCGCAUCUUUUUCGUCGAAGAUAUUUCAAAAUUUCGAUCACUCGAGACGACAUUUUUUCUCGAAAGUUCGGAGGAUGUAAUUGAUUUUUUAUUUAACUUUUAGAAUAAUUAAACGCAGGUUUUUGGGAGUUCGAAAAAUAUUUUUCGAAUUCCUAUAACCCUAUUUCUAACAUUUAAUCGUCAUUUUGUCACGAGUUCGCAACGUUCUUCAAAUUUUCGGUAAUUAUGCAGUUUGAGUACUUUUCCUAAAAUCGAUGAAACUUAUUUAAUAUGAGGAAAUCAACAACUUCAUGAAGAAAAAGCGAAAAAAAUUGCACCGUUUUUUCAAAAAAGUACUCAACUACGCAAUUACCAAAGCUCCUUCAUUAGAAAACAUACACAUGUUUUGUGUGUGAUGUAAGAUUCCUUCAAAUUUUUUCAAACAUUUCUAUAAAAACACAUAAACGUAUCGUAGCCGUGCACUUUUUUUUAAAGAAAAUAUUUUUGUAGUAAAUAACGACGUAAGACCUGCAUCCAAUUCUAUCGUUUCCGACAUUGAGAAUAAUUAGCGAAUUGUUUUCUUUUUACUUCCUAUUUUGUGAUCCGUUUUCAUGGAAUUUCGUUCGUCUCGUGUGUUCCGAAAGAAUUGCUAAAAAUGUAGCAUCAGGCUGCAACAAUGUGCCAGAAUCAUCGCAAAAUACGUAUAUGAGAUUGAGACAUUAUUUAUCGUCGUUUCUCGAAUAUGUCACUGUCUCUAGUGGCAGGUUUUCCCCCUUCAGGUAUUAGGUUAAUUAUUAUGAAAUUUCAAUUUAAAUAAAAUGCAAUGCAUUUGAGAAAUAAAAA
Molecule: messenger RNA, 2755 nt
Organism: Venturia canescens
Lineage: Eukaryota; Metazoa; Arthropoda; Insecta; Hymenoptera; Ichneumonidae
Product: nicalin-1
Exons: 7
Coding region: 189-1853 (554 amino acids)
Biological process (GO): regulation of signal transduction
Cellular component (GO): endoplasmic reticulum membrane
Source: RefSeq, a predicted model, not a curated record